GUGCUGCUGGGCGAUCUGUACUGAAGGCUAAUCAAACCUUCAUCCUUGAAAAGCUACACACUUUCCCCUCAGACACAUUCAAACAUAAUCGCAUGAAUAAGUAGGUGUACAAGUGUUCCUAAUAAAGUGGUCGGUGUGUGUGAGACGUCUGUCUCGGCCUGCUCUGAACUCUCCCUGAUGGGCGGCUGGUCCCGCAGUGCCGUGCUGCAGCUGUACAGAGCGCUGCUCCGUGCAGGGCGACACCUACAGUACACAGACCGUGACUACUACUGCCGGGCUGUGACUCGAGAGUUUCGCCGCUGUCAGACUCUCAGCGCCCCGGCAGAGAGGGAAGAAGCGUUGAAGAGAGGCCAGUUUUUCCUCAGCAGUGGUCUGGGGGGUUUGGUAUAG
Messenger RNA from Xyrauchen texanus (razorback sucker), 390 nucleotides. Its product is annotated as MIEF1 upstream open reading frame protein-like. The record is from RefSeq and is a predicted model, not a curated record. Bases 178 to 390 code for a protein of 70 amino acids. The transcript has 3 exons. Lineage: Eukaryota; Metazoa; Chordata; Actinopteri; Cypriniformes; Catostomidae.